Molecule: messenger RNA, 1685 nt
Organism: Prunus mume (Japanese apricot)
Lineage: Eukaryota; Viridiplantae; Streptophyta; Magnoliopsida; Rosales; Rosaceae
Source: RefSeq, a predicted model, not a curated record
UAUAUUAUAGCACGUUCCCUAACUUCACAGGAGCCAUCCUCCAUAUAUAUGUAUGUCAUGAGAUAAGCGUAGCAGCAAGUACAUCAUCACCACCAUGUUGCCAGAAGCACUUCUUCUGGUGACUCUUUUGAACAUGAAUGUUGCAUCAUCAUCAUCCAAUAUCAUCAAAACCCUUCCCGGCUUUCGCGGUGACCUCCCCUUUAAGCUUGAAACUGGGUACGUGGGAGUGGGCGGCAUGGAUGAUGUGCAGCUGUUUUAUUACUUCUUUGAGUCUGAAGGGAGUCCAGAGUAUGAUCCUCUUGUGCUUUGGCUCACUGGAGGUCCUGGUUGUUCUGCCUUCUCUGCCAUUGUAUAUGAAAAUUUAGGUCCAUUAUCCUUUGACUCUGCACAUUCCAUUGGCAACAAGCCAAAAUUAAAGUUGAAUCCAUAUUCAUGGACAAAGGUUGCCAACAUAAUAUUUUUAGACGCACCUGUGGGCACAGGAUUCUCAUAUGCAAAAAACUGGGAAGGAUAUACCAAUCUCAAUGACACAAUAUCAGCCGCACAAACAUAUCAAUUUCUUAGAAAGUGGCUUAUGGAUCAUCCCAAGUUCUACAAUAAUCCACUUUACAUUGCCGGAGAUUCUUAUUCAGGCAUAAUUGUUCCGAUGCUCGUUCAGGAAAUAUCAGAUGGUAAUCAAGAUGAACAUGCGCCACCGAUGAAUCUCAAAGGAUAUGUGCUUGGCAAUCCACUGACAGAUUCUGAAAAGGAUGACAAUUCUAGAGUUCUAUUUGCUUACCUGAAAGCACUUAUAUCAGAGGAACUAUACCAGUCAAUGAAAAUAAACUGCAAGGGAGAUUAUAUCAAUGUGGAUCUAAACAACACGUUAUGUGUGGAUGAUCUUGAACUUUACAACGAGUGUAUCGAAGACAUAAAUGAUGUACAGAUAUUGGAACCUGUAUGUACUGUCCAUUCGCCAAAACCAGCGCAGUCAAAGGGGUAUGCAGAUGAUCGCACUAAUAAGGACUCUGUAAAUCUCCUCCUUUCUUUUCCUCAACUUCGUAGGCCAUGGUGUCGGAGUUACGCAUAUCUCCUCUCUUAUAUUUGGGCAAAUGACAAAACUGUCCAAGAAGCUCUUCAUAUUCAGGAGAAUCAGGGAAGCAUUAAGGAAUGGGAAAGAUGCAAUAAGACCUUACAAGAAUUCUAUAUAUCUGAUGUUUCCUCUAGUCUUGUCUAUCAUGAGAACCUCAUUAAACAAGGCUAUAGAGUUUUGGUUUACAGUGGUGAUCAUGACAUGAAUGUUCCAUAUGUGGGUACUAUGGGUUGGAUAGAAUCUCUGAACUUGACGGUUGACAGUCAUUGGAAGCCUUGGUUCGUCGACGGACAGGUUGCGGGAUACAGAGUGCAGUACACAUACAAAAAGUACCAGUUGACAUAUGCAACUAUAAAGGGAGCGGGUCACACAGCUCCAGAGUACAAACCUGAAGAAUGCUUUGCUAUGAUUAGUAGGUGGUUGGCAUACUACCCUCUUUAGGUCCAGUUUGGGAUUGCUGUCACUUUUUAAAAAAGUUUCUUCUGAUGUGCUUUGAAAAUAAUUAGUUGUAAAGUAAAACAACUCCAUGUUUGGUAAAUAAUAUUUUUAAAGUGUUGUUAGUAUAAAAAGCAGUGUAAAAAACGUUUGAUAAAUUUUAAUAUAAAAUUGUUGU